Molecule: messenger RNA, 2486 nt
Organism: Toxotes jaculatrix (banded archerfish)
Lineage: Eukaryota; Metazoa; Chordata; Actinopteri; Toxotidae
Gene: trim105
Product: tripartite motif containing 105
Exons: 7
Coding region: 46-1494 (482 amino acids)
Molecular function (GO): protein binding; metal ion binding
Source: RefSeq, a predicted model, not a curated record
UGGACCAAUCACAAGUGAGUGUUGUAGCUGGCACAUGCGCAGUACAUGUGUACGUCUUCAUCAGGCGAGAGGACCAGAGCGCAACUGGGGAGACGUUUCUCUGAACGACAGCAAGCGUUUUUGCUCUCAUUUCCUCAGUUUGGACAGACUCUGCGGAGGAAAGGACCCGUCACUAUGGCUGCUGCUGCUAAUCCUCCUCCUCCUGUUGUCCCGUCUACCAAAAGCAGCCUGAGAGAGGAUCUGACUUGUGCCAUAUGCUGUGACCUCUUCCGGGAACCUGUCAUGUUGGCCUGUAUGCACCACUUCUGCAAAGCCUGCAUCUCCAGGUACUGGAGAGGAAUACAGGGGCCCGUAACCUGCCCGCAGUGCCGAAGGGAGUUCAGCUGCAGGCAGUUUCAAACCAACUACCUGGUCAAAGCCAUGGUGGAGAAGGUCAGAGCCAGCACCUCGGACACUUACAUCCACAACUUAGAGAAACAACUGAAGGAGACUUUGGAGAGCCAUCGCCUGAGGAGGGAGGACUACAUCAACAGCAUUCGCAGAGACAAAGACAAGAUGGAUACCAUAAAGAGAUUUGGAGCGGAUCUGCAGGCCCGUGUCAAAGAUGAAUUCAGAGCUCUCCAUCAGAUCCUGCACGAUGAGGAGACACGUAUGCUGGAGCAGCUAAGGAGAGAGGAGGAGGACGAGCUGGAGAAAGUCCAGCGCCACGGGGAGGACAUCAAGCUGGCCUUGAGGGAGCUGGAGGAGAAUAUGAGGGCUCUCCAGCAGGCCAGCGCUGCCUCCGAGAACAUCAUACUGACUGAGCUCCCACAGCUACGACCGUGUGUGCAGGUGGAUAUUGCCCCGGAGUUUGAUACGAACGCCUUCAGCAACAAAUACAUGGCCCCAUUACAGUACAUCACAUGGAGAAAGAUGUUCAAGUCUUUGAAGCCAGGUCCUUCCCCAUUAACGUUUGAUGUUGACACAGCGCACCCGAGCAUCAGAGUCUCCAGAGAUAAAACCGUGGCAGUCGAAUGUGACAGCAUGAUAGUGCACGCGGACCACAACAAGCGUUUCCUCCAGUGUGUUAACAUCCUGGCUGCCCAGGGUUUUCAGUCAGGCCGACACUACUGGGAGAUAGAAGUGGGCUCCAAACCUAAAUGGGACCUGGGCGUGGCCUUAGAGACCGUUAACAGGCACUCGCGGAUCAAGCUGAGUCCCGAAAGCGGAUACUGGACUCUGCGGCUCCGUAACGGCAACGAGUACUCGGCCGGAACCCAGCCCUGGACGAGGCUGCAGCUCGGCUCUUCCCCUCAGAGGCUCGGCGUCUUCCUAGACUGCGAGGAGAGGAGGGUGUCCUUUUACAACGCCGAUGAUAUGAGCCUCCUCUACUCAUUCACUAACGGGCCGAGGGGCAAGGUGUUCCCCUUCUUCAGCCCGUGCAUCAGCGGCGGCAGUCAGGAACCUCAUCCUAUCAAACUCCUCCACUACCCACCUGUGGCUCUCUCUGGCUAACAUAGCUGCAAUCAAUAAAAGCACUUUUCAGUAUAUAAGAGCUGUCCACUCACUUUCUCACCAAAGACUGUUAUCACUCUGCUAUUAAAUGAAAGCAUUGCCAUUAUUUUCAUUAUUGAACCAUAUCGCAUGAGAUAAAAAAUUUCAUACUGUUCUCUAUGCUCUAAUGUCUGAAUAUAACCAGAUGCUUCUAUUCUCUAUCUGAAAAUGAACCUCAGAAGCCUUGAAAUGUUAUGAUGUUAUGAAAAUUGCCAUUCUCACCGUAUAAAAUAUUCCAUUGUGCUGUAAUCAUUGUGAAGAGGCUCGUUCAGUUUGCAGGCGCAAUCAGCAGCAACGCAUUUCAAAAAAAACACUGUAUUCAGCCAUUUUGGGUUGAAUACAGUGAAGCACAGAUGCACCUAAUUACGUUUUUGAGACCCGCUAGCUCUACGCUGUUCAACCAAGUAUCUGUUAUAGAUGUGGAUAGCUGACCUUUCAAAUGAUAAUCUGAAUAAUUAUCUCUCAUCAAGUCAGACUGUCUGUAGGCUCGCUCGUGAAAGUUGUUUUUUUUUUUAAAUCACCCUUGAGUUUAAUCAGCAUGAAGGAAUCAUAUCGAAUUUUACUGUGAGAUUUUAUGUUUGAUCAUAUGGUUUUUCAUGUUUAAUACAUUAGUUUAAUUUUUUAAAAAAUGUUUUCUGAUUGCACAGAUGUAACUUUACAGCACCUUAUGAGUCCUGUAGCUGCAGCAGCUUCAUUCUUUGUACGUUCAUUAAUCUACAUUCCAUGUUUCUAAACUACAACACAUGUUGUACAAUGCACUUGAUGGUUUAUUUGUAAUGGCUGAAGGAAUUACUAAAAUGUCAUUCUUUGCUAGAUUCAGUCUAUUCAAUAUAUUUCACAUUGUUCACACGUCAGUUACAUGUUCCAUCACGAUUAAAAACUCAAAACAGUUUUUGUAAAAAAAAAAAAAAUGCUGAUGCAAAUAAUAAACCAAUCACUUUUUCUUUCUUAAA